GCCAUGUCGGCUGGCGGCCCAUGCCCUGCCGAGGGGCCCGGGGACGCCUCCUGCUCCGUGUGGGUCUCUGCUGGCGGGGUCUCCAUGUACCGGUGGCUGGAUGUGCUGGAGAAGGAGAUCGACAAGGCCUUCGUGGACAUGGGCCUGCUGCUGGGCGUGAUCGACCCAGACCAGGCGGACAUCACCUACGAGGGGCAGCAGAAGAUGAGCUCCUGCUUCACGCAUCUCUGCCACAAAGCCCAGACCGUCUCCCAGAUCAACCACAAGCUCGAGGCACAGUUGGUGGAUCUGAACUCUGAACUGACAGAGACCCAAGCAGAGAAGGUGGUGUUGGAGAAAGAACUGCUUGAUUAGCUCUUGCAGUUGCACUCUAUCCAGCUUCAGCUUCAUGCUAAAACUGGUCAGAGUGUUGACUCUGGUACCAUUAAGGCAAAACUGGAAAGAGAGCUUGAAGCAAACAAAAAAGAAAAAAUGAGAGAAGCUCAGCUUGAAGCUGAAGUGAAAUUGUUGAGAAAGGAGAAGAGGCAUAUAGCUGUUCUCCAGGCUGAAGUUUAUGGGGCAAGACUGGCUGCCAAGUACUUGGACAAGGAACUAGCAGAAUGGGUCCAGCAAUUGCAAUUACUAGGCCGAGAUAUGAAAGGACCCACUCAUGAUAAGCUUUGGAACCAAUUAGAAGCUGGAAUUCAUUUGCAUCGUCACAAAACUGUGAUCAGAGUCUGUAGAGGGCAUAACGACUUGAAACGGCUGAUGCCGGCACCACCAGGUCACGAUCAAGAUUCCUUGAAGAAAAGCCAAGGUUUUGGUCCAAUCAGAAAAGUUCUCCUCCAGCCGGGCUCGGAAGAUCAUGAAGGACUUGGCAUCUCAAUUACAAGUGGGAAGGAACAUGGUGUUCCAAUCCUCAUCUCUGAGAUUCAUCCAGGGCUACCAGCUGACAGAUGCGGGGGGGGUCUCCACGUUGGAGAUGCGAUUUUGGCAGUAAAUGGAGUUAACCUAAGGGACUCAAUGCAUAAAGAAGCUGUAGCCAUUCAUUCCCAGCAGAAAGGAGAAACUGAAUUUGAAGUUGUUUAUGUUGCUCCUGAAGUAGAUUCUGAUGACAAAAAUGUAGAGUAUGAAGAUGAGAGUGGACAUCGUUACCGUUUGUACCUUAAUGAAUUAGAAGGAGGUGGUAACCCUGGUGCUAGUUGCAAAGACUCAAGUGGGGAAAUUCAAGUGUCACAAGGAUUUAAUAAGAAGGCAGUAACUGACGCACAUGAAAAUGGAGACCUGGGAACUUCGAGUGAAACUCCACUAGAUGACAGUGCUUCAAAAUUAGAUGAUCUGCACAGUCUGUAUCACAACAAAUCUUAUUGA
This is a messenger RNA of Carlito syrichta (Philippine tarsier), 1350 nucleotides long. RefSeq names its product Golgi-associated PDZ and coiled-coil motif-containing protein-like. Gene Ontology annotation, cellular component: Golgi apparatus; membrane; trans-Golgi network transport vesicle. The record is from RefSeq and is a predicted model, not a curated record. Gene Ontology annotation, molecular function: transmembrane transporter binding. Lineage: Eukaryota; Metazoa; Chordata; Mammalia; Primates; Tarsiidae. Gene Ontology annotation, biological process: negative regulation of protein localization to cell surface.